UCUGGUCACAUGACCGGAACAAAACAAACGUGUACUUCCUGUUACUGCGCGUUGCGUUUUUCUCCGCUGUGCUGUAAAAACAGAGAAAAACCACAAACAUGCCGAAAGCCAAAAAUUCGGGGAAGAGAAAAAAGUUCGACUACAAUCAAGACCGAAAGAAACUGAAGAAGAAUUUUAUCAAGAAAUACAAACCACGGAUAGAAAAUCCUCAAAUCCGAAAUGCGUGGGAUGACAAGAAGUCCAUGGCCAGGAACCUGCAGGAGAUGGGUCUGGCUUUUGAUCCGAACCGCUCUCUGCCAAUUAAGAAACCAAGUCUCCUCGGCAAAGACAAAGAGGCUAAGGCUACCACCAGCAUUGUGAUGAAGCCCUACGUCCUCAACCAGCUGGAGGAGGAGGCCAGUCGUCCAGAGAAAGACAGCAAGACGUUAUCCUCGGACCUGAUCGAGUAUGUUCAGUACAUGAUCCGAGAACACAACGACAACUACAAGGCGAUGGCCAGAGAUGAGAAGAACUACUACCAGGACACACCCAAACAGAUCAAGAGGAAGAUCAACGAGUACAAGCGCUGCCACCCGGAGCACUACAACGCCUUCAUUGACUCGCUGGCUGCCCCACAGCCCAAGGUCCAGUAGAGGAUUUGUCAAAACCUGGACUUAAUGCUCUGUAUCAGGAAGAGAAGGACCUUGUCUUUGAGAUACUCUGACAGGACAUUCAGACUGUGAGGACACCAGACCCAUCAAGAAUGAAAGACUGUGACGGGAAGUUAAGAUGUCCAGGAGAGACGAGCUCUAUUUCUGUUUCUGGAUCUUUCUUGCGCUACUGUCCUCCCUGUCAAGACUUCCUGUUUUAUUUUUUCUGUUCUGCGUCCUGCUCGUCAGGUGACUGAGGUGUAUUCUUAAAUAUAUGCAUCAUUUUAACACCCUGAAGCUCAUUUCUGAGGUGUAUUUUCCUUCCCCCCCAUGAUGAAAGUAUCCUGACACGCACAGUUCGCUGAUGUUUCCCAUCUUUUCCCUGUUGUCACGUGGAAUGUGUUUCAGUCAAAGCAUCACAUGCUGGUGAUGAUGUUUCUCACUGCAGCAUCGUGCUGUGAACUCUGCCUGAGGUUCGUGCAUUUUUGUGUUGAACAUAUGUUACCAGCUACAGUUAAAAAAUAAAUGAAUGGAAAAUUCCAUUUGAAGUUAACCAACCCAGUUUGUGUCAAUGAAUUCAUGACAGUCGGGUUAGAAUAACAAGGUUAAGGUCACACACUGAAGCGACAAACCUCAUUAAAAUGCUUGUUGUACUUCCA
Scatophagus argus is the source of this 1288-nucleotide messenger RNA. RefSeq names its product NOP16 nucleolar protein homolog (yeast) (gene nop16). Gene Ontology annotation, biological process: ribosomal large subunit biogenesis. Gene Ontology annotation, cellular component: nucleolus. The coding region runs from base 99 to 632 and encodes 177 amino acids. NCBI's taxonomy places the organism in Eukaryota, Metazoa, Chordata, Actinopteri, Scatophagidae. The transcript has 5 exons. The record is from RefSeq and is a predicted model, not a curated record.